AUGGCGGCAAGGAACUUAAAGAAGUUGGCCUCAAUGGAUGCACAAUUGAGGUUAUUGGUUCCGAAGAAGGUGUCUGAGGAUAACAAGUUGAUGGAGUAUGACGCUUUGUUGUUGGAUCGGUUCAUUGACAUUCUUCAGGAUUUGCAUGGAGAAAAUCUCAAAGAGACGCAUACUACAUAUCCUGUUCUGGAUGCUUCCACUUCAUUCUUUGGAGUUUAUGAUAGACAUGGAGGUAAGAAUCAGGAGCAAGCCAUAGCCGCCCAUGCUGCCAUGGUUUCUCAUUGUCAUCGUGAAUCCAUCCUCGACGCGAAAGUUCCAUUGUCUCCUUCAAUGAAAUAA
Malania oleifera is the source of this 339-nucleotide messenger RNA. RefSeq names its product phosphoenolpyruvate carboxylase, housekeeping isozyme-like. The coding region runs from base 1 to 339 and encodes 112 amino acids. The transcript has 3 exons. The record is from RefSeq and is a predicted model, not a curated record. NCBI's taxonomy places the organism in Eukaryota, Viridiplantae, Streptophyta, Magnoliopsida, Santalales, Ximeniaceae.